This is a messenger RNA of Aspergillus piperis CBS 112811, 499 nucleotides long. RefSeq lists its product as uncharacterized. The record is from RefSeq and is a predicted model, not a curated record. Bases 83 to 433 code for a protein of 116 amino acids. Lineage: Eukaryota; Fungi; Ascomycota; Eurotiomycetes; Eurotiales; Aspergillaceae. The transcript has a single exon.
UGGUUUGACAGCCUAUGGAGAAAGCACAGAUCUAUUGAAGACUCGGCAUGAAUAUUGAUUAAUUUCAUAUCCACCAGAUAAUAUGGGACUGGGGGCCAUCGGGACCCAACUCCGGAUUAUACCAGUAUGGCAGCAGGUGCAGAGUGAGUAUUGCUGUGUAUACAAAGUAUGGUUGACCCUGAGGCUGGAAUUUCACGAUAGGCCCUUCAUGUUAUUUCAUGUUAUUGUCAUUAAGCUUCUAGUCCACUCAUGUAAAUCUCUGCCAAAAGUUGAAGAGAAUAACGGUCAGUGGUGGCAUGGACUGGUCUGUCGGGAUCGAGACCGGAUGACGCGUGGCUUGAGCCAUUCGAACCCGCUCAUUGGCGUUCUGGCCGUUCUCAUUACAGUAGUAGUAGGCCGGUCGAACAUGUGUUCCUUCAGUCUUAGUGAUUAGUCGACUUCCCUACGUACUCCUGUAUGGAUAAUAAUCACCCCCAACUGGAAUACUACUAUGAUUGAC